AUGGGGCAGCUUGAACGUGACGCUGGUCGUUAUAAUGACUGUCGAGAGAGGCUGAAUUUCUGUCUAGGAGCUUGUGUUUUGGCUGGAACUGGUCUGCCUAUUGAUAGGUUUAUGACUACAACCAUCCAUCUAUCACGUCUUGGAGAAGAGUGGGUACUCUGGGCGUCUGAGGAGUUUGGCUUCAUGACCCCAAGCGAUUCCGUCUCAACCGAAAGCAGCAUAAUGCCGCAGAAGAAGAAUCCAGACCUAAUGGAGCUUGUCAGAGGAAAAUCUGCUCGUGUCAUUGGCGAUCUGGUCACCGUCCUAACACUCUGCAAGGGACUUCCCCUUGCUUACAACCGAGAUUUUCAAGAAGAUAAAGAACCUAUGUUCGAUAGCACCAAGACAAUAAUGGGGAUGAUCGAUGUUUCUGCGGAGUUUGCUCAGAAUGUCACAUUCAACCAAGAGAGGAAAAUUCAGUUAAUAAGUUCAGUUCAUACGGAUCAACUGGAUCGAAAUGUGUUGCCGAGCAACUUGGCUACUGCCUACUGGGUCAACAAGCUGAAGAUUACUAACACCUGA
Raphanus sativus (radish) is the source of this 561-nucleotide messenger RNA. Its product is annotated as argininosuccinate lyase, chloroplastic-like. The transcript is spliced from 2 exons. The record is from RefSeq and is a predicted model, not a curated record. NCBI's taxonomy places the organism in Eukaryota, Viridiplantae, Streptophyta, Magnoliopsida, Brassicales, Brassicaceae. The coding region runs from base 1 to 561 and encodes 186 amino acids. Gene Ontology annotation, molecular function: argininosuccinate lyase activity. Gene Ontology annotation, cellular component: cytosol.